GGGUAUUGGGGUUGCAACUUGGUAUUAGAAACCUGGCACGAUGGCGGCUGUGCUGGAACUACAGCGGCAGCUGCAGGAUCAUGGCCAUCAGCUGGCUCAACUGUCCCAACAGCUUCAGAACAUGGAAAAUCUCAUCCGCUCGCAGGAGCCCUUGCACACGAGUUUCAAGACUCCAAGGCAGCCAAGGCAUAGCCGUUCGCCACCGGUCUCGGCAUCGCCUGAGCGGAAGGAUGGAGCCCCAAGUUGCACAACAGAAAUGGAGAUCGCCCAAGCGAGAUGGGAAGCAUUGGUCAACAUGAUAGAGCUGGAAGAGCAAACAAGAACGAGGGACGUCGCAGAACUCCGCAAGAUAAUUGAACAAAGUAAAAAAGACAAGUCUGAGGAAAAGCUGGACGGUCGCUUCAACCGCUUCGAGUUGCAGUUGGCAGAUCUUCGACGCGAGUUUGAAGGAUUUGUCAGGCAAACUAAAGCAAGACUUGGGAUGCAAGAGGAAACCAUCAAAGACUUGGUUUCCAGGUCCUGCAAGGAAUUCGAAGAUAGAAAGGUUUUACCCGUGGAAGGGGUAUCUUCAAUGGUUAGUGAGAUGUCGCCAAAGCCGCAAGAUGCCCGUGAUACCAAGAUGGAGGCCUUGAAGGUUCCAGUGGUCAAUCCUGUGGCAGUUCCAGUUGAAGGUGAAGGCAGUCACCUUUCUCAGACCUUGGCACAUGCUCAGAGCCAGGAUGCUUUGUCUGACAGUGCAAAACGACGGACCGCGAGCUCUUCGCCCAUCAGUAGGAAUGCGUAUGCCCGCUUGGGUGCGUGUGGCAAGUCGCAGACAAUCAAUGUGAUGCAGGAUGCAAAGCCACCAGUCCUGCAGAGGAAAACACCCAUCGCCUCACCAGUGGCGCAUGUGGCACCUGUUGCAUCAGUACCGGUUGCACCAGUGCCAUUCCUGAAUCGGGAAGGCACCGCUGGAAGUUUGAUGGAGGCCAAGUUCGAGCGAACCAUGGUGGAACCUCCGCGCAUCAUGACGGCUGCGCGCCUUUCGCCACCUAUGACCCGCUGGGCGUUGCCGUGUUUGCUUCAUAUCAUCAAAGUUGUGACUCGGACGGGCUGUGUGGCUCCUGAAGUCAUAGGCCAUGAGGAGGUCUUGUCACGUGAGCACUCUCUUGAAGAGGACGAGGAGGAUACCAUUGAUGUGGUGCCCUCUGAGCGCAGCUACCCUCGGCUGUCACAUCCUCGACGAAAGCUCCGUGCUGAGAAGCAGGAUCAUGUUACUAUAGUUGCGGAUCCUGACAGCGAUGAUGACAACGAGGAAUCACACCUAGUUGCUGGACAUGGACAUGCACAUCACCACGGCGAAAUGGAGGAACGCUCCAAGAUCACCGUGUGGGCUGCCUCAUCCAAUUUGGUGACUUGCAUGGUGGGAGCCAGCGUGCUGAGUUUGCCACGCAUGGUGGCGAACAAUGGGUGGGCUUUAGGCCCAGCCAUGGUGUUGUUGGCCGGGUUUGUCUCCUACCAAGCUGCGUGCAUGGUUGACCAAGCAAUUGAUCUUUUGGCGGAUGCUGGGCAUCAUCCCAAGAACAUUGGAGACGUUGUUCAGGAGUGCUUUGGAUAUCGUGGAAGACGAGCUGUUUUGUUCCUUACUUGCAUUUUUCAGAUCAGCAAAUGUGGUGUCUACUUCGUGGUCAUUGGUGCAAAUCUGAACUAUGCGAUGGAUGCUAUGUCAUCUAGACAGUGGGCCCUUGUAGGCGCGGCACUUUGCAUGCGGUUGAUGUUCGUUCAAGACAUCUCCGUCAUCUCCCAAUGGUCAUUCAUUGGAGUGCUCGCUUCUGGAUUGUACUUACUUACGAUUUCAGCCGGAGGCGUUGAGGCUGCAGCAAUUCACCCGUCACCUACCAAGACCUGGCCAAAUACCUACAGCAAUUUGCUUGCGGAUUUUGCAGUGAUGGUUUACGCGUACUCCCCCUGUGAUGUAUUGCCUGUCUUGAAGCACGACAUGAAGGAACCCAAACACCUACAUCAAGCUUUGCGCCUGUCCUUUUUCACCGUGGUCUUUAUUUAUGUGAGUUUGGGCUCGGUUGCCUUCCUUGGCUGGGGCAAUCACGUUGCUGGCAAUGUGCUGCUGUCCAUGUGUGAUCCUCCUGGUUGUCCUGGCAAUUUGCCAGCAAAGGUCGAUGUGCCAGGAAAGAAGCUGCUCGGAUAUUGUCUCGCGGGGGCUGUUGUUUCAAAUCUGAUGGUCACCGCACCAGUCGUGUUGUACUGUGUGUUCCGCGUACUGGAAAACGAGCACGCCGUGGUAACUCACCCAUUGGUGAAUGGAGUGCUGAGGGUGGCUACAGUGACCAUUGCUGUGUUGAUAGCCCUUUUUUUGCCGCAUUUCACGGAAAUUCUAGCAGUCAUUUCUACGGGAUUGUUGACGGUGCUUCAGGUUUUUGUGCCAGUGGCUGUGACGCUGGCAUUGCGUGGUUUUGGAUUUCGCGUGUUUUUGCUCUCUGUGUUGGGCACAGGUAUGCUAACUGCUGGUAUGUCCAGUGCCCUGAGAAACCUGUACACGGUCAUUGCAGAAGGCUGA
Cladocopium goreaui is the source of this 2554-nucleotide messenger RNA. The record is from the annotation of a GenBank genome assembly. NCBI's taxonomy places the organism in Eukaryota, Dinophyceae, Suessiales, Symbiodiniaceae.